This is a messenger RNA of Parnassius mnemosyne (clouded apollo), 2739 nucleotides long. The record is from the annotation of a GenBank genome assembly. NCBI's taxonomy places the organism in Eukaryota, Metazoa, Arthropoda, Insecta, Lepidoptera, Papilionidae.
UUGUUAUUGUGCAUCUUAAGAAAUAUUAUUGAAAAACUUAUACAGUAUAUAUUUUUUUCAGCCACCAGCAAUCCCUACGACAAGUUACUGAAGGACAUAGAAAUCAAUGGCAGAACAUACAAGUACUAUGAUCUUAGUGCAUUAGGAAGUAAAUAUGAUCGUCUGCCGUUCAGCAUUAGGGUGCUCCUCGAGUCGUGCGUACGCAAUUGCGACAACUUCCAAGUCCUGGAGAAGGAUGUUAACAAUGUUUUGGACUGGGAGACCAACCAGACGGUGGAGGGUGGAAUUGAGAUUGCGUUCAAGCCUGCUAGAGUAAUACUUCAGGACUUAACAGGAGUUCCCGCUAUAGUAGAUUUUGCAGCGAUGAGGGAAGCGAUGAAAGGCCUUGGUGGAAAUCCAGACAAAAUCAACCCCAUAUGCCCAGCUGACUUAGUUAUUGAUCAUUCGGUUCAAGUUGAUUUUUCUAGAUCGCCGGAAGCUUUAAAUAAAAAUCAAGAUCUGGAAUUUGUGAGGAAUAAGGAGCGGUUUCAGUUUUUGAAGUGGGGCGCUCAAUCGUUUGACAACAUGCUGAUUGUUCCACCCGGCUCCGGUAUUGUACAUCAAGUAAACUUGGAGUACCUGGCUCGAGUUGUGUUCACCAACGACAUCCUUCAUCCAGACUCCGUGGUGGGGACGGACAGUCACACAACAAUGAUCAACGGCCUGGGAGUGGUUGGAUGGGGAGUUGGUGGUAUCGAAGCAGAAGCAGUGAUGUUGGGUCAAUCUAUCAGCAUGUUGCUGCCGAAGGUGGUCGGAUAUAAACUCGUCGGGGAGCUGAAUCCAUUGGCUACCUCCACGGACCUCGUGCUGACAAUUACCAAGCAUCUUCGGUCGCUGGGCGUGGUAGGCAAGUUCGUGGAGUUCUUCGGUCCCGGCGUGGCGGCGCUGAGCAUCGCUGACCGCGCCACGGUCGCCAACAUGUGUCCCGAGUUCGGUGCCACGGUCGCGCACUUUCCAGUGGACGAGCGAUCGCUGCAGUACCUCGUGCAGACCAAUCGCUCACAAGAGAAGAUACGAGCUAUCGAGGCCUACCUCCGUGCCACCAAGCAGUUCCGAGACUAUAACAACACCGAGCAGGACCCGAUCUUCUCUGAGAUUGUGGAAUUAGAUCUUUCUACCGUCGUCACCUCAGUAAGCGGACCCAAGCGGCCACAAGACAGGGUCUCCGUCUCCGUUAUGAAGAAGGACUUUAGAGACUGUCUCACGAACAAGGCAAGUGUGGGCUUCAAAGGCUACGGGCUCACGCCUACCCAGUUAUCGGCCUCCGGUAGCUUCACGUACAGCGAUGGUGCCACGUAUACAAUCACGCACGGUUCUGUCAUCAUCGCUGCGAUCACCUCCUGUACUAACACGUCGAACCCUACAGUGAUGUUGGGAGCAGGUCUCCUGGCUAAGAAAGCGGUGGAGAACGGGCUCAGUGUUCUGCCGUACAUCAAAACUUCCCUCUCCCCUGGUUCUGGAGUUGUUACCUACUACUUGAAGGAAUCCGGCGUGGUGCCAUAUCUGGAAAAGUUGGGCUUCAACAUAGUGGGCUACGGCUGUAUGACCUGCAUCGGCAACUCGGGGCCCAUCGAUGACAACAUUGCGAACACCAUCGAGAAGAACGAGCUGGUGUGCUGUGGGGUGCUGUCUGGAAACCGCAACUUCGAGGGUCGGAUCCAUCCCAACACCAGGGCCAACUACUUGGCUUCACCGCUCCUCGUCAUAGCGUACGCCCUCGCCGGGACUGUGGAUAUCGACUUUGAGACUCAGCCCUUGGGGAAGAGGGAGGACGGCAGCCCGGUGUUCCUGAGAGAAAUCUGGCCCACACGCGCCGAGAUCCAGGAGGUUGAAGACAAACACGUCAUCCCCGGCAUGUUUAAAGAGGUAUACGAGAGAAUCGGGAUGGGUUCCCCCGCUUGGCGAUCCCUAGACGUCCCGCAGGGGAAACUGUACAGCUGGGACGCGAAUUCUACUUACAUAAAGAAACCUCCGUUCUUCGAUGGAAUGACGAAGGAAUUACCCCCAAUCAAAAGUAUUGAGAACGCUCGCUGUCUGCUCCUGUUGGGUGAUUCUGUGACUACGGAUCACAUCUCGCCCGCCGGCUCCAUCGCAAGAAACUCUCCUGCCGCUCGUUAUCUCGCUGCUAGGGGGCUGACCCCGCGCGAGUUCAACUCGUACGGGUCGCGGCGCGGGAACGACGCGGUGAUGUCGCGCGGCACGUUCGCCAACAUCCGCCUCGUCAACAAGCUGAGCCCCGCGCCCGGGCCCCGCACCACGCACGUGCCCAGCGGGGACCUCAUGGACAUCUUCGACGCAGCCGAACGAUACGCGUCAGAGAAUGUGCCUUUGAUAGCAAUCGUGGGUAAGGACUACGGUUCCGGAUCUAGUCGAGACUGGGCUGCUAAGGGACCUUUCCUUUUGGGUAUCCGCGCAGUGAUAGCGGAGUCGUUCGAGCGCAUCCACAGAUCGAACCUGGUGGGCAUGGGGAUCAUUCCACUGCAGUUCCUGCCAGGAGAUAGUGCAAGCUCACUAGGUCUUACCGGGACUGAGCAGUACAGCGUGCUGCUGCCCGACAACCUUCGUCCUGGUGACCUCGCCACCGUGCAGGUGGAUGACGGCAGAUCAUUCCAGGUGAAGGUGCGUUUCGACACCGAGGUCGACCUCACGUACUUUAAGCACGGCGGCAUCCUCAACUAUAUGAUCAGGAAAAUUUUGUAG